This is a messenger RNA of Diprion similis, 833 nucleotides long. RefSeq lists its product as uncharacterized. Bases 6 to 833 code for a protein of 275 amino acids. The record is from RefSeq and is a predicted model, not a curated record. The transcript has 5 exons. NCBI's taxonomy places the organism in Eukaryota, Metazoa, Arthropoda, Insecta, Hymenoptera, Diprionidae.
CCAAAAUGCGACGUUCCGUCAUAGUACUGUGUUUCUUCCUGAUCGCGGCUCAGAGAUCUUCCGCAGAGAUAUGCGAACCCAUCGACUCGGCUGACUUAAACAUUUUAGCCAACGUGUGGGCAACGGGCGCGGAAAGCCUUCCGGUACCAACUUUGGAAAUGAAUGAUUCCUCGGCGGGUGAUUUUCAGACUAUUUUCGCUGAAGCAGUCUCGGCCUAUGGCCGGUCUUUAAUGGCUAAUAUUCACCAACAGGCGAUAAUCAAGGGUGAGGUUUUAAUAGACGAUAUUAUUGAGCUUGCUAAUGAAUUGCAAUGGUCAAUUGAAAUGUGCGCACCAAUCAAGGGAGUCUGUCACGCAGCACAAGCCUUAGAUCGGAUUUUCAAGCAGUUCAAAGUAUUAUUGGCAUUGUCACCCGGACCUGGAAGACCUGCGCAACCGCCGCUGCCGCCUAUACCCGUUCUGAACGUGAAGUUGCAUCCUGUAGAGAGUGCGCUAUCGCUCGAUAGCCUGUUCGUCAACUACAACGCCACGUUGAACAACAUUACCAGCAACAUCCUCGCAUACACAGGUGCGAUAUAUUUGGCAGGGUGGAAUAUUGCAUUGUCCAAUUACGAUAUCUAUGGAUUGCAAGCUCGCAACGAGAUCCUGAAUGACAAGGUAUUAGACGUUUAUAGACACGUCGCGUCGCAAAUUAAUUAUCAAUGCGGUUUCAUUGAGGAGAACGUCAACCCGGACUUAUGGAAUGCUUACAGAGAAGCUGCUGAUCGCAUAGAGACGGCAUGGAACGCUUAUCAGCUGUACAAAAGUCAAGUGGCAUGCAUAGCAACCUUUUAA